GAAAAAACACCCACCCUUUUUAUCAACAAAAUCUCUGUUCUGUUUUUUUGUUUGUUCUCUCUGCUUCAGUAUUCUUCAAGUUCACGGCUACCACAGGUUUAAAGCAACAAAAGGUGUUUAGUCUGUCUGAGAUGGGUUCUGGGAAUUUUUUUAAGGCAAUAAUUGGAUCUAAGAAAGGGACAAAAACUAGCACCAAGAGCAAGAAGGGGCUUUCUGCUGGUUUGAAAUCAAAAGCUUCCAAGAAGAAGGGUACUCAUGCUUCAUCACUAGUGGUUCGUAGUGAGGAUUGGGCUGCAACUCGAAUUCAGUCUGCUUUUAAAGCCUAUAAGACUAGAAAAAUGUUACGGCGUCUAAAAGGGAUUGAAAGAGCAAAGAUGUUAACUGAGAAACAUCCAGUGAAGAAGCAAGCGGCGGUUACAUUGAAGUAUCUUCACUCAUGGAGUAAAAUACAGUCGCAGAUAAAGGCUCGCCGAGUUUGCAUGGUCAUGGAAAGCCGACUGAUGCAUAAAAGAUUAGAGAAUCAGCAGAAGCUUGAAGCUAAGCUUCACGAUGUUGAGGUUGAAUGGAAUGGUGGGGCAGAGACAAAAGAUGAAAUCUUAGGGAGGAUACAUCAAAGGGAAGAAGCAACGAUCAAGCGGGAAAGAGCCUUGGCUUAUGCCUUCUCCCAUCAGUGGAAAGCAGAUGGUAAGACUCAGUGGCUGGGGGGUUAUGAGCUGGGCAAUACUAAUUGGGGUUGGAGCUGGAAAGAGCGUUGGAUUGCUGUUAGGCCUUGGGAAGUAAGAUAUUCUUUGACUCUUAAGAAACCAAAGAGCUCAAAGACAGUUUCUUGCAAGAGUGAAACCAAAUCAAACUCACCAGCAAAGAGAUUAUCAUCAGUUUCAGCCAAAGCUCCAUCUUCUGGAGCUAAAAACGCAGUGAAACCAAGGAGAUUGUCAUUUCCAGGCGCCUGAAUGAGCAUAUUGAGUAAACACAACGUACUUUUUUAUUUACAAGAGGAAUGAGACUCCAAGAUUUGAUGUGGUAUAUUUAUUUUGAUCUGUGUUCUGUUCUGUCUCUGCUGUGAUGUAAUGUAAAUACAUGUAGGAGAUGAUGUUUGAUUCUUGGUUUGUUUUCAAUAUAUUGCAAUAGUUUUGUCUUCACAGUAAUCCCAAGCUUUGCCCAAUUACGACAAUCUUGGUUUGUUGUACAUGUUGAUUGGAUGAUUGGUGGACCUUUAAAGUUUUUA
Molecule: messenger RNA, 1225 nt
Organism: Eruca vesicaria subsp. sativa (arugula)
Lineage: Eukaryota; Viridiplantae; Streptophyta; Magnoliopsida; Brassicales; Brassicaceae
Source: the annotation of a GenBank genome assembly